UCGUUGGCUGUUUUUGCUUUUUUUUCCAGUUUUAUCAUUUCUCAUUUAAGUCACAUUCAACUAAACAAAAAAGGCAUUUCCAGUGGGCGAAACAAAAAACGGUUACCGCCUGCCCACCCCUCAGAGCGUAAAGUGUAGAGCGGGCAUAAUUAAUAGAAUCCACAAAAAUUAAACUAACACCAAAACCAACAAAAUAUGGCGUGCAAGCAAGCAGCAACUUCGGGUCGCGUUAAUCUGUCCAACUUGGCGCUGGAGAAUCGCUUGAUAGGCGGCAAGUAUAGACUGCUGAAGUCCAUAGGCAGUGGCUCGUUUGGUGAAAUCUAUCAGGGCAUUGAUACGCAGACUGGCGGCGAUGUGGCUGUCAAAAUUGAAGCUUGCGAGGUGAAGUAUCCGCUGCUGGCCUACGAGUCGAAGAUCUAUGAGGCCAUCGGCAGCCACUUGGGCAUGCCGGCCUGUUAUCAUUAUGGCAGUGAGAAGCGUUUCAAUGUGCUGGUUAUGGAGCUGCUGGGGCUAUCGCUGGAGGAGCUGUUCAAUCUUUGCAAGCGCAAGUUUAGCAUCAAGACUGUGCUCAUGCUGGGCGAUCAGAUGCUGAUGCGUUUGGAGUGUGUGCAUCAGCAUGGCUUUAUACAUCGCGAUAUUAAGCCGGAUAACUUUCUAAUGGGUCUGGGUCGCCAUUGCAGCAAGCUGUACAUUAUUGACUUUGGCCUGGCCAAGCGCUAUGUGCAUCCCAAAACGCAUGAGCAUAUUCCCUAUCGUGAUGAUCGCAAUCUCACUGGCACCGCUCGCUAUGCUUCGGUUAAUGCUCAGCGUGGCGUUGAGCAGGCGCGUCGUGAUGAUCUCGAGUCGCUUAGCUAUUGCAUUAUGUACUUUAGCUUGGGCAAGCUGCCCUGGCAGGGACUCGUCGCUCAGAACAAGCAGCAAAAGUAUGAAAAGAUUUGGGAAAUGAAGCGCAGCCUGUGCAUUGAUGAAGCCUUCAAGGAUAAGCCCAUGGAGUUUGCACUCUUUCUCAAAUAUGCACGCAACUUACGCUUUACCGAUCGUCCCGACUACGUCUAUUUGCGUCAGCUGUUCCGCGUGCUCUUUCGCUCGCUUAAUCAUCAAUACGAUCACGUGUUCGACUGGACUCCGCUGCAGAAAGAGCAGCGCAAAAAGGAUCGUGAGCGUGAGCGCGAGCGCGUGCGUCAACGUGAGAGCGAAAUGAAAAUCAAUCGACGUCAGCGUCUAGAAUUUGGCAGCAGAUCCGCUCGCGAACCCAUUGGCGAUGGUCUUAAGCACAAACGUUAAUGCUGUGGUUGGCUUAAAUCAGCAUAAAAAAAUAUAUAUAUAUGAACAGCCUACGAAAAAACUUUUAUGACCACCACAAAAAUUAUUUAUUUUAAAUUGUUAACGUUUAACGUUCA
This is a messenger RNA of Drosophila busckii, 1400 nucleotides long. Its product is annotated as casein kinase I. The transcript has a single exon. The record is from RefSeq and is a predicted model, not a curated record. Lineage: Eukaryota; Metazoa; Arthropoda; Insecta; Diptera; Drosophilidae. Gene Ontology annotation, cellular component: cytoplasm; nucleus. Gene Ontology annotation, molecular function: ATP binding; protein serine/threonine kinase activity. Gene Ontology annotation, biological process: signal transduction; negative regulation of canonical Wnt signaling pathway; peptidyl-serine phosphorylation. Bases 196 to 1284 code for a protein of 362 amino acids.